UGUCGCCGUGUUCAUCCAGUUCAUAAAAAUCGCCUGGAAGAAGAAUGGUUGUGACUAGGAGACCGUGCAGGGUGUGGGACUUGGGCAGCGGGGAUGUCCCUCACCGAUGGGGCUCGGCGAGAGUUUGCAAAGCGGCGGCUAGUUAUUGUGAUACCGAAGCGGUCGAUGCCCGACUGCGAAGAAGGUGGGACCAGAAUGGUGCUGUGGGACAAAGGUGGGACCGUAGCGGUGCUGUGGGACAUGGUUCCGUUGUCAUAAGCCAUUCACCACGUUGGCAAUCCGUGAUCGGAUGGGGUGUCCUCCUAAGCAUCGUGUCCAGCGUAUUGCAUGUGGUAUUUGCCGGAAACUCUAGUUCCCACGUACCCCACGUUGGGCCAGCAAUCAAGGGGUUCGUGAUCGAACAGGUGGCGCUCGAGAAAGUGACGGUUGAGGUGGCGAUGGUCGGAAGUCCAGCAGGAAGCAGUAGGGCUUCCUCCUUCGUCUCUUUGUCGACUUCUCCUCAACUACCGUCAUCAUCGUCAUCGUCGUCUUCGUGUUCGUCUUCUUCUUCUUCUUCAAGUAUCUCGUUUGCCGCAACAGCGUUGCAACCUUCGGCGUCAUCGUCAACGCCUUGUUCUCCGCCGUCUCCGUCUCCCCAUACCAUACAAGAAGAAUCGUCCACGCUAACGUCCGCGUGCAUUGCAGACGGCGAGAAGGAAGACAGAGCUCCGUGCAAGGUGCUUUGCUUCGCACCUACUCCCGUCUGUGGGGAGGACGGCAUCACGUAUUGGUGCGGGCCGAAGGAAGCUGAAUGCGCCGGAGUGAAGGUUGUGCAUGAAAAUGUGUGCGCACUGGGGAAUGGACUAGGGACAGGGUCAGCAUUUAAAGCAGCACAGUCGUUAUUAAUUCAGUCACUUUUGAUCGUUCACUUUGUCUGGCUGGUGAUUGUCGGGUUAUUGGUUCUGGCCGGGCGGACCUGACAAUUUGAGUCCGGGUGCGGAUUGCAGUGAGCGCUCUUGGUGCGUAGUCUUUUGUUUCUUUACUUGGUUUGCAAUUCAUUCUUAUUGCGGUCUCUCUCUUUCUUUUCGAGUUUUUAUGUGAUUAUUAUUCUUUUUCAGGUGGUUUGAGUAGUCAAAACUGUCGCCAGCAAAUCAUUCACAGGGGUUUGGGUGCGAGUUCGAGUUCUUCAGGUGCGAGUUCGAGUUCUUCAGGAGGAGCCGUCGCAAACAGAAUAGGAUGGAUCAGCUGCCUACUCAAUAAAUGAAUGAGAGGGCCAAAG
Molecule: messenger RNA, 1258 nt
Organism: Chara braunii
Lineage: Eukaryota; Viridiplantae; Streptophyta; Charophyceae; Charales; Characeae
Source: the annotation of a GenBank genome assembly